This is a messenger RNA of Macroventuria anomochaeta, 1080 nucleotides long. RefSeq lists its product as uncharacterized. The transcript has 5 exons. The record is from RefSeq and is a predicted model, not a curated record. Bases 1 to 1080 code for a protein of 359 amino acids. Lineage: Eukaryota; Fungi; Ascomycota; Dothideomycetes; Pleosporales; Didymellaceae.
AUGGCCUCGGCGGAGUCGUUGGCGCAGCUACAAAUUUUGCAGCGCCAGUACCUCCAGCUGGUAGAUCCAUUACAGUUGAGAUGGCCAGAUGCACAGGUCUUGAAGAGCCCUGAAGUGCAGUCCUGGAUGUUCCUGCACAUGUUUGAUGAGGGCAGCGUCAAAUCACCUCCACCAGAACGUUACCAGCUCAGAGUCCUGAAGCUUCUCAUUGCUAAGCUAGAGCGGUCGAUCGUCGACCCAGAGGAGGAUGAGAUUUCAGAUGACCUCAUGUCUGCAAUGGCAACGUUACUCACGUCCAACGUACCCUCCGAGGCCGACUCCGCUCAACAAAAGGCCUUCGUGACAUACUCGUAUCCACUCCACUCAGCUGACGACAGCACCUCGGAAGAGCAGGCAGUCACACUUCUCGAAGCUCGAUCUGUCAUCUCAGGGUCCGGCACGACCGGACUCAGAACCUGGGAAGCAGCGUUGUUACUAGGGUCGUAUCUGACCACCGAUGAUGGCCGAAGAAUGAUCAAGGGAAAGAGGGUGUUCGAGUUGGGUGCGGGCACCGGCGUCAUCUCUAUUCUUUGCGCAAAGCACCUUGGGGCGUCUGGCGUUGUUGCUACCGAUGGUGAUGAGGCUGUUGUCGACGCCAUCAAAACCAACCUGUUCCUCAACGGACUGGAUGUUGAUAGUCUGGAGGGGUGUCAAGUUCGAACAGCAGCCCUCAAAUGGGGUUGGCCAGUCGAUGCAAUGGCAUUCUCUGAGGACUAUGGAAUGGAAGUGCCGAAUGUCCUGCUCGGUGCAGACGUCACCUAUGAUAAGACCGUCAUUCCACGCCUAGUGUCCACGAUGAACGAGUUUCUUGACUUGAAUUCAGCUCUUGAGAUUCUGAUCUCGGCAACGAUUCGCAACGAGGCUACAUUCGAGACCUUUCUGAACGCGUGUAGGCGGAAUGGUUUCAGGUUUGAACAACUCGGCUUCCCGCCAAUACCAGAGCCUGAACAGGCAGGACCCUUUUAUCCAACGUCAACACCGAUCCAAAUAUGGCGAAUCACCAAAUCCGAGGCAGCUCGUAAUGACCCAUUCGCUGUCUGA